Messenger RNA from Microbotryum saponariae, 687 nucleotides. Lineage: Eukaryota; Fungi; Basidiomycota; Microbotryomycetes; Microbotryales; Microbotryaceae. The record is from the annotation of a GenBank genome assembly.
AUGGCAAGUGGCUACAGCACGCCGUUGACUGUAAGUGUUUGACCCCUUGUACCUAACCCGGCCGUGAGACUCUCGGCUCGCUCACUGUCCAACUCGUCGUCCACAGAACUACGCCGAAGAGCACUCCUACGCCCACCUUCCCAAGCCCUUCAAGUCCGCCCAAUGGGCCCAACGCUCGUCCUCGCGACGCAACAAGAACCUCAAACAAGUCAUCGCGCUUGAGAAGGAACGCGUCGACAAGGUCAUCAAGACUCGAUCCGAGACCUGGGUAGGAGCCGUGCCCGCUGCAGCUGCGAACGGCGGCACGUCCGCGACGACCACCACGGCGGGCUUGAUGGAUGUCGACAGUUGUGAGUGCAGAGUCCGCUUCUCCCUCAAACCAAGGCGCUCAUGCGGCAUCCCUCUCGUUGUAGACAUGUCGAUCGACGCCGCGCCUUCGGUUCUUCCCGCGAAGAAGUACUGCGACGUUACAGGCCUCGAGGUAGGUGAUGCUCACGGCAUCAGAUAUUCUCCUUUUUCUUUCCUGAUCUUUUCGUCUCUACCCUUAUUAUCAAGGCGAAAUACGUCGACCCAGCUUCCACUCUACGCUACCACAAUCCCGAGGUGUACGAAGUCAUCAAGACGUUCCAACCCGGGGUCAUUCAGUCCUACCUCGCGAACCGCGGUCAAGGCGUCAUCUUGCGUUGA